Molecule: messenger RNA, 810 nt
Organism: Perkinsus marinus ATCC 50983
Lineage: Eukaryota; Perkinsozoa; Perkinsida; Perkinsidae
Exons: 8
Coding region: 1-810 (269 amino acids)
Source: RefSeq, a predicted model, not a curated record
AUGAAGCUGAGGUUCUACAUGUUCGACUGGGAUGAUAAUAUCUUAUAUAUGCCAACUAAAGUGCAUGUUGAUAUUGAUGGUGAACCAAGGGACAUUACUACACAAGAGUUUGCCAAGCUCAGAGGCAGUCCUGGUUUGAAGCCUCGAAAUGGUAGUUGGAAAGAGACAUUCGCAGAUAUGCACGAUGAGGAUGACCUCUUUUAUAGAGACGCUCUAGAAGCUAUUGAAAAGGAGCAAUUCGGCCCUUCGUUCCACUCCUUCAAGAAUUGCUUAGCACAUGCCCGUUUGUUUGCUAUUAUUACGGCACGUGGGCAUCCCUCGGAGGUUGUAAAGAGUGGGGUAUUACGACUCAUACCUAAGAUCUUAAAUGAGGAGGAGAUGGCGAGGAUGUAUCGGCAUUUGGAGUGGUAUGGAAAAUUACACGAUUCGAAGCCUAUGUCGGUUGAGAAGUAUAUAUCUCUAUGCGAGUUUGCCACGGUAUCAUCGAAUGAAUUUCGUGCGAAGUAUGGUAAUCUUCCGAGUGAGGAAGCGAAACAGAUUGCGAUGCGACAAUUCAUAGACAGUUCUGUUGAGAGGAUUCAGCGCAUUAUAACGCAUUCGGUGGCAUCAGAGGUUCGUAAGUUGCGUAUGCUUCGUCGGAAGGGCAGUAAGAUUAUGUGUAAUAUGUCUUAUACCGAUCUCACCUUUGGUAUGUCUGACGAUGAUCGUCAUAAUGUUAAGGCGAUUUCGGAUUUCCUUGCGAAUGAUAUGACGAAAGAGCACAAGCAUGCUAAGUUUUAUGUCUAUGAUACCAGGAUGAACAAGGAGUAG